Molecule: messenger RNA, 1029 nt
Organism: Symbiodinium necroappetens
Lineage: Eukaryota; Dinophyceae; Suessiales; Symbiodiniaceae
Source: the annotation of a GenBank genome assembly
AUGGCCGAAUGGGAUGCAGAGGUGACCAAGGAGAUGGAUCUCCUCAACCAGGUUACAUCGCCUGGGCCGAAGGAGAGAAGGGGUAGACGUUCCAAGCGCCGCUCAGAUGAGUCUUCGGACAGAUCUCCACGUGCUGACUCCGCGGGUGCUACCAAAGCGACCCCCGGCUCCUUGAGGAGCCAGGCAGAGAAAGAUCAGAGCCGAUCCAGAGAUGCUUCUCUGGGUGCUGAGAGCAAGUCGGGAGUGCAGGCCGUGGGCAGUGCGGGUGAGGAUGAAAGCUUGCCGGAAGACUUCGGCGACGACUCCGAUCUUUGGGGCGAUCGUUUCAAGCCCAGGCAGGAGCAAGGGAAGUCAAAGCCUCCUCCAUCGGCUGCUUCCCUUCCUUCCCAGACCCCGAAGCUUUCACCGGGCUUCUCUGAACCGUCGCCUGUUGCACGGACAACGGCACCGACGGAUCGUCGUCCGCCUUGGCUGUGCCACUUGGAGGGAGAGCUGAGUCUCUUCUUCAAGCGAGACUCAGACAAGCAACUUUUCGGAGAGAUCAUCUGCGCGGAUGGCUUGAGUUCCUCCUUGGAAGACUUCAUGGAGGAUGCUUUUGGAGACGGCGAGCAGUACAGUCUCGCGGUUUUGGGUCGGGAGGCGAAAGCGCUUGCGGGCGACCUCUCAUUCGCCGGCAAGAAAUCCUUCGAUAAGUGUUGUGCCUGGCUGUAUCAACACAAGGAGGAUAUCCUGCGAAAAAAUCGUGCUGCUGUGGCUCGCACACUUGAAGGAGCUUUCGAUGAGGCGGCUGGCUCGAAGAACUUGCCAGGGGCUCCUGGCCCUGACGUGGUGAAGCAGGAGGCAGAGCAGAAGCAAGGUUCCUUUCCCCUGGAGGAUGUUAAGCCGGAGCUGGAGCAGGACCAAGGGCCCUUGGGGACUCUGGUGAAAUCCGAGAUGGAAGGGGAGUCGCUUGGCGAAGGCUCCGCCGUCCCUGUGGCGGCCAAGGCCGAAGCUUUCGAGGCUGCCUACGAUGAUGGUUCCGAUGAUUAG